AUGCUACUGACGGUCUUGGUGGCCAUCUCCACCCUUGUCACCAUCCUGCUACUGCUGUUGCCUUCUCCGAGGCAUGCUGCUGAUCAACAAUGUUCGGUCCAAGUCGUGGUGCUGGGCGACCUGGGCCGCAGUCCGCGGAUGCAAUAUCAUGCUUUGAGCAUCGCGACCCAUGGUGGCAGAGUCCAGCUUGUUGGGUACAGAGAAACUGAUCCAUUGCCCGACCUGGUCGCCCAUCCCGGUGUCACGAUCGUUCCGUUGACACCGGCUCCACGAUGGCUCCAAACCCGCAACAAGCUAUUGUUUCUUUUAUUUGGACCGCUGAAAGCCCUUCUGCAGACAUGGACGCUUUGGAACACUCUGGGCUACGCUACUGCUCCCUGUCAAUGGAUGCUUGUCCAGAACCCGCCCUCAAUACCUACCUUAUUGGUUGUUACUAUUGUCUGUUUCUUUCGUCGAACCCGGCUCAUCGUGGACUGGCAUAAUUUUGGGUAUUCCAUUCUGGCUCUGAAGCUCGGCGCAAGCCACCCUCUGGUCCGGAUAUCCAAGCUGUAUGAACUCAGUCUGGCAAGGGCAGCGACUGCAAAUUUUACUGUCACAGAUGCCAUGGCUCGGGUUCUGAAGUCGGAUUACAAGAUCACUGCUCCCAUUUUGACACUGCAUGACCGGCCAGCAGACUUGUACCAGCCUCUUACAGCUUCAAAGCGAGUCGCCUUCUUGCAGCGUUAUCCCCUCAUUCGAGAGCAAUUCAAUGCUAUUGUAGAGGCAAAGGUCAGGUUGCUCGUGUCUUCAACCUCUUGGACGGCUGACGAAGAUUUCGGCCUGCUCCUGGAUGCCCUUUGUAGCUACUCUGCCAGCGCCACCUCUUCUCAUCCCCAGCUUCCAGAACUUGUCGUUGUGAUCACAGGUAAAGGUCCUCAAAAGCAAUAUUAUCUCGACAAGAUUCUAGAGCUGCGGUCAGCACAAGCUCUGGAAAUGGUGCGCAUUUAUACCGAUUGGCUUAGCUUCGAGGACUACGCUCUUCUCUUGGGCUCUGCAGAUCUCGGUGUGUCCCUACAUACCAGCAGCAGCGGGGUUGACCUGCCCAUGAAGGUAGUUGAUAUGUUUGGUGCUGGUCUUCCUGUGGCAGGCUGGAGCAGAUUUGCGGCAUGGGUGGAGCUAGUGACGGAAAACGUCAAUGGCAAAGGCUUCGGCAGCUCAGAAGAAUUGGCCGACAUUCUUCGUGCGUUGUUUGAUCCCGGGUCACAACAACUCACACGGUUAAAGCAAGGAGCUAUAAAGGAGAGUCAACGUCGAUGGGGCUCCGAGUGGGAUCCUGUGGCUGGCAAGCUUUUUGGUCUUGCAGACUGA
Cladophialophora immunda is the source of this 1347-nucleotide messenger RNA. RefSeq lists its product as uncharacterized. Gene Ontology annotation, molecular function: mannosyltransferase activity. The record is from RefSeq and is a predicted model, not a curated record. The transcript has 3 exons. Gene Ontology annotation, cellular component: endoplasmic reticulum. The coding region runs from base 1 to 1347 and encodes 448 amino acids. Lineage: Eukaryota; Fungi; Ascomycota; Eurotiomycetes; Chaetothyriales; Herpotrichiellaceae.